Molecule: messenger RNA, 1407 nt
Organism: Melospiza georgiana
Lineage: Eukaryota; Metazoa; Chordata; Aves; Passeriformes; Passerellidae
Gene: IRX5
Product: iroquois homeobox 5
Exons: 3
Coding region: 7-1407 (466 amino acids)
Biological process (GO): regulation of transcription by RNA polymerase II; neuron differentiation; cell development
Cellular component (GO): nucleus
Molecular function (GO): DNA-binding transcription factor activity, RNA polymerase II-specific; RNA polymerase II cis-regulatory region sequence-specific DNA binding
Source: RefSeq, a predicted model, not a curated record
CUGGCCAUGUCGUAUCCUCAGGGUUACUUGUACCAGCCGUCAGCGUCCUUGGCUCUCUAUUCCUGCCCGGCGUACAGCACCAGCGUGAUCUCCGGACCCAGGACCGAUGAACUUGGGAGAUCUUCUUCGGGCUCCGCUUUUUCCCCUUAUGCCGGAUCUACCGCCUUUACCGCCCCUUCACCGGGUUACAACUCCCACCUCCAGUACGGCACCGACCCGGCCGCCGCCGCCGCCGCCGCCUUCACUUCCUACGUGGGCUCGCCCUACGACCACACGCCGGGCAUGGCCGGUUCCCUGGGGUACCACCCGUACGCGGCGCCGCUCGGCUCCUACCCCUACGGGGACCCCGCGUACCGCAAGAACGCGACGCGGGACGCCACGGCCACCCUCAAGGCCUGGCUCAACGAGCACCGGAAAAAUCCCUACCCCACCAAGGGCGAGAAGAUCAUGCUGGCCAUCAUCACCAAAAUGACCCUCACCCAGGUCUCCACCUGGUUCGCCAACGCGCGGCGGCGGCUCAAGAAGGAGAACAAAAUGACCUGGACCCCACGAAACCGCAGCGAGGACGAGGAGGAAGAGGAGAACAUCGACCUGGAGAAAAACGACGAGGACGAGCCCCAGAAACUGGAGGAGAAGGGGGACCCCGGGACUCCGGACACAGGAGCGGCGGAUCCCAAGGCAGCGCCGGGCAGCGAGCGCCUCCAGGAGUCACCCGGCCCCCGGGAGGCCGAGAGCGGCCUCAGCGACUCGGAUUGCAAAGAGCUGGCGGAGGAGCGGCUCGACGGGCCGCCCGUCCCCCACAAGGCGCCCGGCGCUUCCCCGCUGGGACCGUGUCCGGCGGGCCGCGAGGAGCCCCCGCCGUACCGCCCGCCCUCGGCCGCCGCCGGGCCGCCGCACGCCGCCGACCUGCACCCGCUGCUGCCCGCCGCCACCGGCGCCUCUGUCAUCCACUCGCCGCAGCAGGCGGCCCUCGCCAAGCCCAAGCUCUGGUCGCUGGCCGAGAUCGCCACCUCGGCGGACAAGGCGAAGGAGGCCGGCGGCGAGGCGGCGCCCCCCGGCCCCGCCGUGCUGGGCGGCAGCGGCCCGUCCCGCUCGCCGCCGCGGCCGCGCUCGCCCGCCGCGCAGUGCCCCUUCCCCAACGGGGCGGUCCUGCCCCGGCCGCUCUACUACACGGCGCCCUUCUACCCCGGCUACACGAACUACGGCUCCUUCGGGGCCCUGCACGGGCACCCCGCCGGCGGCCCCGCCGCCGCCGCCCCCGGCGCCCACUUCAAUGGAUUAAAUCAGACUGUCCUCAGCAGAGCCGAGAGCCUGGCUAAAGACACUAAAAUGAUCAGGAGCCAGUCCCAAGUAGACCUUUGCAAAGACUCACCUUACGAACUGAAGAAAGGUAUGUCCAACAUUUAA